This is a messenger RNA of Plasmodium inui San Antonio 1, 825 nucleotides long. RefSeq lists its product as hypothetical. The transcript has 10 exons. NCBI's taxonomy places the organism in Eukaryota, Apicomplexa, Aconoidasida, Haemosporida, Plasmodiidae. Bases 1 to 825 code for a protein of 274 amino acids. The record is from RefSeq and is a predicted model, not a curated record.
AUGAGCACGCCAAGUGACCAAUUCGCCCAAAGGAAUGGCCGAACCAGACUGAAACGCGCCCCUGCCGGCAAGCCCACACACCCGAAUGACUCCAUGCACUGUCCGCUCUACUACGAGACAACUCAAAGGUCAUUCAAAAGCAGCAUCCGAAAUGUGAGCCAUCGAAAUAAGACGUCCACGUUGGAUGCGGUUGCAGACUCGAACAGCGGCUCCACCGAUAGAUGGACGAAUAAAAAAAUCAUUGCACCCCCUGAUGGAGAGAUCAAGAGGAUACUGCAGCAAGAGCCAUUUCAUAUGAUGAGCAGAAGGUGUGGAAGGAGGAUUCAUCCGGAGGUGGCAAGUGGAAACAUCUUCUCGAACCACAGCUCGAAGAAGACGAGCAGCUACAGCCUGAGCAACAACCCCUACAGGUGGGGAGUCGACGUGCUGAGGUACCCUCUGCCCCCACCGAACAGGAACUACAGACACGUGGAUAAUCUAUCGACCUGCCUCGUGCCCAACAAAAGCGCCGACACGUUCGUCCCCAAGAAGAGCCCGACCCAUUACGUGACUCAGCUGGAGAAAUCUCUUUGCCCCAAGGAAAGCGCCUCCAUCCAGGGCUCCAGCCGAAAGAUGAUUCGUUCCCACGAGUCCAACUUAGAGAUAAACUGCAUCCCCAAGGACCUCGAACGGAGCCAGACGAAAUCCGCCUGCACUUCCCGCCGGACCAACUUAAACGCCGACCUCACCCCCAUUGAGCACGUCGGAAGGAGACCCUUCCACGUAAACACCACCUGCAGGAACAAGCACUGUUCCGUUGCCUUCAACAUGGAGUUGUUUCCAUAG